AUGGUACCGGAUGAGAAAAACAAGAGCUCUGUAGACAAAUUCAUCCUGUUGGGAUUCUCAGAAUAUCCACGACUCCAGAUGCCCCUCUUCCUGGUGUUUUUGGUCAUCUACACAGUCAUUCUGGUGGGUAACGUGGGCAUAGUUGUGGUCAUAAAGAUGAACCCCAAACUUCAUACACCCAUGUACUUUUUCCUCAGCCAUGUAUCCUUUUUGGAUAUUUGUUAUUCCACUGUGUUUAUACCCAAACUGCUAGAAAUCUUAGUCAUGGAAGACAGAACUAUCUCCUUCACAGGAUGCAUGCUACAAUUUUUCCUUAGCUGUGAAUCUGUGAUUGCCGAAAUGCUCAUGUUAGCAGUGAUGGCCUAUGACCGGUUUGUGGCUGUUUGUAACCCCCUGCUCUACACAGUUGCUAUGUCUCCUAAGCUCUGUGUUCUCCUGGUAGCUGGAUCUUAUACAUGGGGUGGACUCUGUUCCUUGACACUCACAUGUUCUCUUUUGGAACUAUCCUACUGUGGACAUAACAUCAUAGAUCACUUUGCUUGUGAGUUCUCUGCCAUCCUCUCUGUAUCCUGCUCUGACCCCUACUUCAGCCAGAUGGCAUGUUUAGUCAUUUCUACAUUCAAUGAGCUUUGUAGCCUCCUGAUAAUCCUCGCCUCCUAUGUCUUCAUAGUUGUCACUAUCAUGAAGAUGCCUUCCACGGGUGGACUCAGAAAAGCCUUCUCCACCUGUGCCUCCCACCUGACUGCCAUCACCAAUUCUGAAAGCCGAAAGCUCCUGGUCAAAGUGGCCACUGUGCUGUUCAUAGUCAUGAUCCCCAUGCUGAAUCCCCUUAUCUACAGCCUUAGGAACAAAGAUGUGAAAGAGACACUAAGGAGGUUGAUCAACUCCAAACUGCAUUCUCACUUGAUUUAA
Molecule: messenger RNA, 912 nt
Organism: Galeopterus variegatus (Sunda flying lemur)
Lineage: Eukaryota; Metazoa; Chordata; Mammalia; Dermoptera; Cynocephalidae
Product: olfactory receptor 5D18-like
Exons: 1
Coding region: 1-912 (303 amino acids)
Biological process (GO): G protein-coupled receptor signaling pathway; sensory perception of smell
Cellular component (GO): membrane
Molecular function (GO): olfactory receptor activity; G protein-coupled receptor activity; odorant binding
Source: RefSeq, a predicted model, not a curated record